Carya illinoinensis is the source of this 2653-nucleotide messenger RNA. RefSeq lists its product as uncharacterized. NCBI's taxonomy places the organism in Eukaryota, Viridiplantae, Streptophyta, Magnoliopsida, Fagales, Juglandaceae. The record is from RefSeq and is a predicted model, not a curated record. The coding region runs from base 16 to 903 and encodes 295 amino acids. The transcript has 5 exons.
AUAGGAGCAACCGAGAUGGGUCUAUUUCAUUAUUAUAGGGCCCCGAAUAGCCCACACAGCUUUUUCAUCCAAGCUUCCGACUCCGCCACAAUGUUAUGCGUAGAGGAAGCGAGGAGAAUGGGAGGUCGAAGCAGUGAGUGCAGCAACAGCAGCAGCGGCGAGGAAGACGGGGAUUCCGAGUGGAAAGCGGCAAUCAAUUCCAUCGCUGCAUCCUCUUCGUCGGGUUUUCUAUCUUCCUUCAUGAAUGGCUCUUCCGCAACCUCCAACAGUACCCAAAGUGACGGCGACGACGACGAUGCUGGAAACCGCAAACAAAACCCACAACAGCUCAAGUAUUACCAACUCAAGGCCCAAAAGCUUUUAGAUGAUAUGCUAGGACAGAAACUAGAGAUGGUGAGAGACCCCAUUGAUGCUCCUCAUAAAGAUCCCGAGAUUGAUGAAGGUGGCAUUCAUUUAUUCAAACAUGCUCCCCGUGGAAUAGUGUUUGAUUAUAUAGACGAAUUUCAACAGCCAAGAAAGAAACCGAGAAUCCUUCCUGGGAAAGAGAUUGAUGAGAAAUCAAAGAAGUUUAGAAGACAAAUCCAAUCUGCUGCUGUCAAUGCAGAAGAUAUAAUGGCUACCGCAAGGGAUGCAUGCCAAAAAGCAUUGGCUAGACUGGAAGCUAAAGAUGCAGCUGCAAAAGCAGCAGCUAAAAGGGAGGAGGAAAGAAUUGCGGAACUGAAGAGGAUUAGGGGUGAGAGAUGGCUACCUUCCAUUGCUAGAGAGAUGCGGGUAAAUCUUCAAGAAAUAUCCAUGAUCGUAAUCUCUCACUUUCUUUGCCAUUGCUGGAACACUCAAUCAAGGAGAAACUUCACACGACUAGUAUGGAUUCAUAUUCAAAGGCAAUUUGACUUCUGCUCUUAGCUGUGUUGCGUCGGUUCUUUUUGUAUUUCAAUCGAUAGAAAAAUCCAAAUUUCAUAAACAAUCUAUCGAAGCCGACCUUGGACCAUCCUAUCACUGUUGACUGUCGCGUAUAAUAACCACCGCCUAUCUGUUCAUGUUGUGUGCCACUUCUCAAAUAGCUUUGCCAUUCAUCGUCUGACAUAAAAGGCCAAACUUUUCGAGUUCCAAAAACUUCAUAAUUGUGCUUGGUAAUCGAAAUGAGUUUCAAUCUUCUUGAACAUAUACUGGGAUAGCUAAAACUGAGAUCAUUAACAAAGAGUGCGAAAGAUUGAAAGAAAUCUACAAAUUACAAUAAUGUGGAAUUUGGGAAACACGUUUUCAUUGAAAUCUUCCAAUUAUAUAAUGAGUUUACACCUUGCGAAUUGUCCUUGGAGUUGUUCUUAGCGUCAAACCUAGUUAAAAGCAUGCCUCUAUUUUAUGUUGCUCAUAAUUGUGUGAGAUUUGUUAAGCUUCUGAUCUUUGAUCAUCCCGUCACUGUCGAUUGCCGCGUGUAAAAAACCAACAUUAUCACUAAUCAAUGUCUUUUGAGGUUUAUUCAUCUCGACUUCUUUAUUUUGACCCACAAAGUACAUUCAAAGGUAUAAUGCUACAGAAAUUAGCUUCAGAAAGUGGAUAAAAAAUAAAUCUUUAUAAUACAACCAUUAUCAAAUCGGAUCCAACUAAAAUUUAUAUACCCGUUAGUGAUAACAACCGUUGUUAUUAUUCUAAUAUUCCUUCAUGCAUGCUGUCUGCAUCUAAGGCAAGAUUUCUGUGAAGGUGCCCAUUAUGAGAGAGAGAGAGAUUUAUGAGUGUACUUGACAUACAAAGCGAUUCUCAGAUAUGUUUCGCCGACAACUUUUAAAAGCACAUGUUCGGUUCCGAACAGGAAGAUAAGCACGAUACUGAAUAUCAUUGGCCCAUUAGGGCAAUUUUCCUAGCCGUUCCACCAAACCUAACUCUUCUUCCCUUCCAAGUAAUGCUGGAUAUGUCAAGUAAUUGAAAAAAAAAAAAAAAAGUAAAAUACUGAAUAACUUAGGGAACAAACAAAAAGUAAAAUGUGGAAUAGAUAGCAGCUUUGAUCCAAGGAAAGAUAAAGAGUGGGAAGCAACGUGGAAGCAACCGGCUCUUUAGCUUCGAGUGGGAAAACCCUACUCUCACUUUCCUGAACUUUCUUUUAAGAAGCCAGUUAGGGGAGUCCCCACUUCCCUCCCACACACAUUUCCCCUUCUCCUUGACCUGCAAUUCCUUCUUUGUUUUUCUUCCCUUCUUUUUCUAAGCUGGCCGGCAAUGAAUCACUGGUGAAAGGGAUAGAUUUUGAUUAAUGGCAUAGCGUCAGAUUCAAUAUUAAGUUUGUUUUGCAAAAACCUUGGGUGUUUGCUGAGUGCUCCUUUUGGGAAGAUGGCACAUGUGGUGGCAAUGGUGGUCGAGGGAGUGGGAGUCUUUGUAAGGACUCUCUGGGGUCUGCAGGAGAGGCGUUUCUCUGCCACUUUUGAGGCUGUGAGAUCUGCUGCGGUGUCCAUGACAAUGGCUCUCAUCUUCUGCUUUUUGUCUAUUGAUAGACAUCAACGAGGAAGAAUGGGCCUUGCCUUUAUUUGAUUUUCAGUCUUUAUUAAUCUAUAUCUGCCUCAAUUCUGUGUUGCUCAUCAAUUUUUCUUGUACCAUUUUCUGGGCUAUAUGAAGUUCAUGAUACUGAAUGCGAAUAUGGUUUGCAUGGCCUUCAUUUGGUUUUUAA